Messenger RNA from Mytilus trossulus (common blue mussel), 1930 nucleotides. Its product is annotated as glutarate-semialdehyde dehydrogenase-like. Gene Ontology annotation, molecular function: succinate-semialdehyde dehydrogenase (NAD+) activity. The record is from RefSeq and is a predicted model, not a curated record. The coding region runs from base 190 to 1749 and encodes 519 amino acids. The transcript is spliced from 12 exons. Gene Ontology annotation, cellular component: mitochondrion. NCBI's taxonomy places the organism in Eukaryota, Metazoa, Mollusca, Bivalvia, Mytilida, Mytilidae. Gene Ontology annotation, biological process: GABA catabolic process.
AAACUGCUAAAAAUACAAUUUAAAUGUCGUGAAUGUGUAGCUUGUAAUAUAUAAUUUGUUAUUAAAUUAGAACAUUGAAUUUCAUUAAAUGAAAGCUGAUUAUCCACAUGCACCAAACGUAUAUAUAUAUGCGUUGUUUCAUGCAUUGGUUGUAAAGGAGUUGUACAGUUUAUUUAAAUGAGGUUAUAAAUGAGGAUUAGAGUACUGCUUGGGAAAGGUUGGAAUCUUUAUCAGACAAGCAUAGUACCCUUCUACAGUACACCAUUUCCAAAAACCAGACUGGACCAAACACUACGAUCAUAUCACAGGCUGGUGCAUGAAAAGGCUUAUGUGAACGGACAAUGGGUUGAGGCCAGCAGUGGAAAGACAUUUGAUGUCUUCAAUCCCUCUACACAAGAACAGAUAGGAUGUGUCCCAGACAUGAAUGCAGGGGAUACCGAGAGGGCUAUACAGUGUGCUGCUGAGGCAUUUGAUACCUGGAAAGAAACAACUGCUAAGGAAAGAAGUAAUAUCUUGAGACGAUGGGUUGACCUGUGUAAUGAAAACAAGGAAGAUCUAGCCAAGAUUUUGACAUUAGAAAUGGGAAAGCCCCUCCAGGAAUCAAUCGGUGAACUAGACUAUGGAAUAGGAUUUCUAGAAUGGUUUUCUGAAGAAGCCAGACGUGUUUAUGGCGAUAUCAUACCAUCUCCCGCCAAAUCAAAGAAAAUGUUCGUACUGAAACAGCCGAUAGGGGUAACUGGUAUGAUAACACCGUGGAAUUUUCCUCAUGCCAUGAUCACACGAAAAGCAGGACCCGCCAUAGCUGCAGGUUGUACUGUAGUAUUGAAACCUGCAGAAGAUACACCAUACUCUGCAUUAGCUCUAUGUGAGUUGGCAGAACAAGCAGGAUUGCCGUCUGGUGUGUUGAAUAUUGUUACAUGUAGCAGAGAUAACUCAGCGGAAGUUGGCAAAACACUGUGUAAAAGUCCUACCAUCAAACAGAUAUCGUUUACAGGAUCAACUCCAGUAGGAAAGAUUUUACUUGAACAAUCAGCUUCUACUGUAAAGAAGGUUUCAUUAGAGAAUGGCGGGAAUGCACCGUUUAUAGUGUUUGAAACAGCAGAUAUUCACAAAGCUGUAACCGGAUUUAUGGGGAGUAAAUUCAGAAAUACCGGUCAGGCGUGCAUAUGUGCAAAUCGAAUUAUGGUACAAGAUUCCAUUUACGAGACAUUCCUAGAUGCUUUAGCUAAAAGGAUGAAACAAGAAUUACAUAUCGGGGAUGGCUUUAAUCCAAAGUCUACACAAGGACCUCUUAUCAAUGCAAGAGCAGUUGAAAAGAUUGAUCAUUUGGUUCAAGAUGCUAAAUCAAAUGGUGCCAAGAUAUUAUUAGGCGGACAAAGGAAAGAGGGUAAUUUCUAUGAGCCUACACUUAUCCGUGAUGUUACAACUGAUAUGAGAUGUUAUAACGAGGAACAGUUCGGCCCACUGGCUGCUGUCAUAAGAUUUAAAACAGAAGAAGAGGCGAUAUAUUUGGCAAACAAUACAUCAUCAGGCCUAGCGGGAUAUGUGUUUACAGAAAAAAUAAGUGAAAUGUGGCGGAUAGCUGAGAAACUUGAGUUUGGUAUUGUUGGUGUAAAUGAAGGAUUACCUGCAAUGCCAGAAGCUAUCUUCGGUGGUUGGAAGGAAUCAGGAUUGGGACGCGAAGGAGGAAAAUAUGGCCUGGAAGAUUACUUAGAAAUUAAAUACGUGUGCAUGGGUGGACUAGAAUGAUUAUAUGUUGGAAAAUCAGUGAUGGAGUAUAUGUUAGAGAGUUAUGCAUCAAAGAAGAGAACUUCAUAACCAGAUUGUUAUAUGUAUAUCAUUAAACAGAAAAAGAGACGGCUAAGUUUAUGUAAAUACAAGUUAUAAUAUGUGCAUUUUAAAGAGUCGCAGGCAAUUUAUCAAAUUGAUA